AUGGGAGAUGAGUUAGUGGAGUUCAAGAUUGGCAAGGUUGUUUAUUUAUUUAUUUUUUUUUGAUGUUCUAGUCAUCAUUUUACAUUGAAAUUAUAUACAUCCUUUGCUUUCAGGUCGUAUGUGGUCGAUGGAAGGUCAUGGAAAAGCUGGGUGCCGGAGGCUGUGGAGCGGUCUACGAAGUCGCCGAUCCUAAUCGCCUUCGAUACAGAGCUGCAUUAAAGGUAAUUCGAUUUAGACUCUGAUACAUUCGUGUCCAGUGAAAAAUUUUUUUUAUGGGUUACGGUUGAUCUUAGGUCGAGUCGAACAACAUUGAAGACGGGGGAGUGCUGAAGUUGGAAGCCGAAGUUCUGAAGAAGUUGAGUUCCCGGAAGAAGUGUAUUCGCCUUCUGCACGCCGGGAAAAGGAAGUCUUAUUCUUUCAUUGUGAUGACUUUAUGCGGACCUGAUCUGAUGUUUCUCAAGAGGGUUGACACCGACAAAAAGUCCAUGUUCAAGCAUUCUGACAAUCGAUUUUCUGUUGAAACUACAGUCCGCAUUGGAGUCCACGCUCUUUAUGCCAUCAAACAGGUAUAACAAUUAUGAUGAUUGAUAUAAAAGACAGAUUUAGUUAUUAUUACUGUUGUGUAUGGUUUACUGUGGAUUCUUUACAGCUCCACGAGAUUGGCUAUGUCCAUCGUGAUGUCAAGCCGGGCAAUAUGGUGAUCGGAGUCAGCGGGUACGACACCCGGAUUAUCUUCAUGAUCGACUAUGGAAUGGUCAGAUCCUUCAUCAUGCAGGGCCCUGAUGGGAAGUUGACCUUGAGAAAAGCGAGGAACAAGGUCCUUCUUCGAGGAACUCUCCGUUAUUGCUCUCUUCAAGUUCAUGAACGGAAAGAACAGGGUCGAGUGGACGAUCUCUGGUCUCUGAUGUACAUGUUGGUCGAAUUGUUGGUGGGUCUACCAUGGUCCAAGGAGACAGAAGAAUCGCCGUUGAAGGAUAUCAAGAUGAACACUUCGUGCGAGAAGUUGUUUGAGAAAUGCCCGCCGGAGUUCAACAAGAUUACCGAUCACCUCAAGGAGUUGACUUACGAAAAACGUCCUAAUUAUCGAUUGAUUUAUGAUGCUGUAAGUUGAUUUUAGAUGGUUAGACAUCUAGUAAUUGUUAAGUAAAGUAUAAAGUAUUUAAUUUUGUUAUUUUCAGUUCACCUCCGCCAUGAAACGGCUGAAUGUCAACUUCUCCAUGCCCUACGAUUGGGAAGAGAAGGUGGACACUGGGGACUUCUCCGCUUUGAGUAUUACUGAAGGACGGACGGUCAAAAACAAUAAGAAACCAACACGUAAGAACUUAGUUAGAAGGCGCAUAUUUGUCUGAACCAAACUGUUAUGAUUAUAAAAUGUCUUAUUUCAGAUGAAGAAUACGAAUGGAAAUGUUAUCCCACCACCAACCCCAAGGCCUUUGAUGAGAAAAGUUUGGAAAUCUGA
Molecule: messenger RNA, 1459 nt
Organism: Bursaphelenchus xylophilus (pine wood nematode)
Lineage: Eukaryota; Metazoa; Nematoda; Chromadorea; Rhabditida; Aphelenchoididae
Source: the annotation of a GenBank genome assembly